AUGGCCGCGCCGGCGGACAUGAAGACGUACACGGGACGCUGCCACUGCAACGCGACGCUCUUCACCGUCACGAUCCCGCCGCUCGAGACGGGCGCCUCGACCGUGACCCGGUGCAACUGCUCGAUCUGCACCAAGUCGGGCUACAGCCUGGUGUACCCGCUGCGGGAGCACGUCACGUUUCUGCGAGGCGAGGGCGAGCUGCGGGCGUACGUGUUCGGCAAGAAGGUUCGCACGCACCGCUUCUGCGGCGUGUGCGGGACGAGCGUCCUGAUCGACUUCAAGGACGUGCCGAAUCCGGAUAUCAGCAAGAGGAUGGCCGUCAGCAUCAACACUUUCGACAACAUCGAGGAUCUGAUCGCGGACGGGAAGAUAACGUGGAAGACGGGCGACGGAAAGCAUUUAAUGGACCCUCCGUAUGCGCCUCUCCAUCCGUCAGCGUCGGCGUAGGAAAUUUAGAUCGAGAAAAUAGAAAAGAAAAGAAGAGAACAAAAAAAUAAAAGAGCUCGUUAGUGUCGACGUCAUAGAUCUUGAGUAGCAAUCGAGAAGAAGACCAUUUUCUAUC
Messenger RNA from Verruconis gallopava, 562 nucleotides. RefSeq lists its product as uncharacterized. The transcript has 2 exons. The coding region runs from base 1 to 447 and encodes 148 amino acids. Gene Ontology annotation, molecular function: carbon-sulfur lyase activity. Lineage: Eukaryota; Fungi; Ascomycota; Dothideomycetes; Venturiales; Sympoventuriaceae. The record is from RefSeq and is a predicted model, not a curated record.